ACUUAGUGUAUCACUAAUUUCAGACAACCAACACAUCGCAGUGUUGCGCUUCGUAACAGAAUUUUUUUUGUUUACAACUUGAACGAAAGCCAAAUAAUUCGGUUUUAAGCCAUGGUUUAUAUCACAUUUCCCACAAAUUAUACAGAAGAGGAGCAAAUGCUUCAGGCAAAAUAUCAAAAAUUGAAGAAAAAGAAAAAGGCGCUACAAGCUUUAAAGGCACCAAAACAAGAGGCUGAGAAACAAUUGAUCCCAAAACGUGCGGUUGAUGCGCGUGAUGCUCGCGAAGUGGCACGGAAAUUGUUUAAGAGUGGUGCGAUUCCUGCCAUUCAAAAGCCACAAAUGAAACAGGAUCAGAUGUCAUUCAAACGGCCGAAGGGACAAGAAAGAAAACGUGUCAUACCAGACUCAAAUGUUGCAUCUUAUCAACCAUUCUCAGCCACACAGGGCUCAGACAGUUUCCAAAGUACCAACAGUGGCACAACGCUGGACAGAGACACAACUCGAGUUCAUAAUUUGUAUCAACAAAUCGCAACCGAAAGAGAUCGAGAGGAACGUGGCCUGAAUGAGAAGAAAGCGAUAGCAGCUGAACCAGCCGCAAUUACGAAUCGCAUCGAAAAACAGCGCACCGGCAAUACGAUAUGCGUAUCGGGCAAUAGUGUGACCGAAGAAUUUUUACGCAAUCAAUUUUUAACGUUUGGCAAAAUUGUUAGCGUAUCGAUGGAAAUUGAAAAGGGUCGCGGUUUCAUAACAUUCAUCAAAACUGAAUCGGCCGAACGGGCCAUCAAUGAUAUGCAUUCGAAGACUGUGUCUGGGAUAUCACUGCAGGUACAAUUGGCACGUAGACAACCACAAAUUGAGGCGAUCAAUUCGGCAUCCUCAUCGGUGGUAUGGUCGACUUUGGCUGCCAGUCAUUCGCAGAAAGGAGGCAGUGCAAAGGACAAGCGGAAGAUGAUCGAAUACGAUGAUUCAGAUAUAUUCAAUUGAAUCCAAAACACAUGCACCAUAGGCUAAGAUUCCAUUUUUAUUAUUCGUGAAUUGUAAGAAUCCAAGAUGAAGAAAAUAUCAAUAAAAAAAAAUUAAUCCAUUAAA
Molecule: messenger RNA, 1089 nt
Organism: Sitodiplosis mosellana (orange wheat blossom midge)
Lineage: Eukaryota; Metazoa; Arthropoda; Insecta; Diptera; Cecidomyiidae
Gene: Nelf-E
Product: negative elongation factor E
Exons: 4
Coding region: 112-984 (290 amino acids)
Biological process (GO): negative regulation of transcription elongation by RNA polymerase II
Cellular component (GO): NELF complex
Molecular function (GO): RNA binding
Source: RefSeq, a predicted model, not a curated record